Messenger RNA from Aphidius gifuensis, 1441 nucleotides. RefSeq names its product doublesex- and mab-3-related transcription factor A2-like. The record is from RefSeq and is a predicted model, not a curated record. NCBI's taxonomy places the organism in Eukaryota, Metazoa, Arthropoda, Insecta, Hymenoptera, Braconidae. Gene Ontology annotation, biological process: regulation of transcription by RNA polymerase II; sex differentiation. Gene Ontology annotation, cellular component: nucleus. The coding region runs from base 393 to 1379 and encodes 328 amino acids. Gene Ontology annotation, molecular function: DNA-binding transcription factor activity, RNA polymerase II-specific; RNA polymerase II cis-regulatory region sequence-specific DNA binding. The transcript is spliced from 5 exons.
CUGGUUUAUUCAGUCUGCUCGAGACAGAGUCUAGAAGAACUACGACCGAUUUGGACAGUCAUACGUGAACUCAAAGGCCAAGAUGUAUCACAAAUACCAAUCAUGCUGAUUCCAGGAGGAGUGGCAUCAAGAGUAAACAAUGAUAGAGCCAAUCGAGCUGAAAGGGUGGUCCAGCUGAUGUUUGUCUUCUUACCCUCUCUGAAAAGAUGCUGGUGAACAUCAUGCGCCAUCCGAUGUUCAACAAGCCAAUGAUAGUCUUUUUACAAUAUCAAAAACAUAGAUCACAACAUUAAGCUUUAAUAUUACGCUCAUUCUCAGUCAGUCAGUAGGUGGGAUUACAUGACUUUGACUUACUUUACGAUUGAAAAUUCAUUACAAAUAAUACAGUUAAAAUGUUGAGAGGAAAAUCAAAAAAAUUCGAUACAUCAGAUGAGGAUCCAGAAAACCGACAAAGACGGCCAAAAUGUGCGAGAUGUAGGAAUCAUGGUUUAAUAUCUUGGCUACGAGGACACAAGCGUGAAUGCAGAUAUCGAGAUUGUCUAUGUAAAAAGUGUUCGUUAAUUGCCGAGAGACAAAGAGUUAUGGCUGCACAGGUUGCUCUCAAGAGACAGCAGGCUGCUGAAGAUGCGAUUGCUUUAAGUAUGGCCAAAGUUGCCACCGGAAAAAAGCUUGAUCGUUUGCCACCAGGUAAAAUUUUUGGCAUGUCCGUAACAGAACCAGAUUCCAAUGAAGUAUCAAAAAAAAAUAAAAUCGCAAAUCAUUCAUCAAAAAAUCAGAUAAAUUUGGAAAAUAAAAAUGAUGAAAAAGAAAAGAAACUAACUGAUAUCAAGGAAAGUCAAAUUACUGUUCAUGAAGAAAUUGAAAAAAUGAAAGAUGAUAAAAACGAGACUACAAUAUCUCAGACUUCAGUGGAAACUCUGGCUCGACUUUUUCCCAGUACUAAGUUAUCUGUUUUACAGUUGAUACUUCAGAGAUGUGGACAUGAUCUUCUCAAGGCCAUUGAGUACUUUUCAAAUGACAACACCAAUCUCAAUGUAAAUAGCAGCUCUGUAUUUCAACCGCUACCAGGAUCAUCAAGUUCCGACUACACGAAUAUCUUUUCUUUAGCACCAAUUUAUUCGAAUUUAUCACAAAAUUUAUACAGUGAUAGUUGUUAUCUUUUAAACAUCAUUCCUGAUCAAUUGUCACGGACCAUCGAGUCAAGUGAACUACCUAGAUACAAUAAUCUUGCAUUAAAUGUACAGUACAAUACUCAUUUUAAUUCAAGAGUACAACAAUUACGUGAGACAAACAAAAGUAGUUUUCUUCAUUUGCCACCAAUGAUACCAGGACUUCCUUGUGCACUACCAAAUUGUACACAAUGCUAUAAAUUUCUAUAACUUCGUUAGCAAGUAAUAUUUAAAAAAAAAAAAAGAAAAUUUGUAGUAACAAAAAAGUAUAA